AUUUCGCGUCAGUUGCAAACAUUGAGAGGAGGUUCGCAGAUUCGCAGUUUCGCGUAAGUUUUUAAGCGCGGAAUUCUGUGAUAUUUCAUCUGAAAGUUCGCGUUUAGUUAGGACCAGUGGAGAUUUAAGGUUGAUGUAACAUAACAAGGAUCGGUGGGCCGUUAGGUAUUUCUUAAUCGGAUCUACGGAGUUGAAUCUCUGUAAAACAUAAUCAUGCCACUGUAUGGAAAUAUCGUGGUUAUUAAACGCAAUGGCGCUGAUGGAGCUAGGUUUCCACUCACAAAUACAGAAUGUCUUCUUGGAAGGAUGAAUGAUUGCGACAUUCGUAUUCAGUUGCCAAAUGUAUCUAAGGAACACUGUAGAAUAGAUGUAAAUCAAAAUGAUGAGGUAUUUCUAGCUAACCUGAGUGGAGUUAAUCCAACAUUGUUAAACAAAAGGGCAGUAUCGGGACAGGAACAGAUUAAACACAUGGAUGUUUUCACAAUUAUUGAUAGAUCGUUCAGGUUUGAAUAUCCAGCAGGAUCUAGGCAUCGUCUAACUCCUAAAAAAUCUACACCCGGUAAGAAACCAAUGCAGAAUACAAAUGCUGUGUCUUCACCCAUUGCACCACCACUCAAAACACCAGCCAAGACACCAGCCAAGGAGUCAAUUAUUACUCCACCAUUGCCCGCUGCUACCAGAUCUCCAAGUCCGAAAUCAAAGACUAAGAAAGCUAGUGAAUUGGGGAGUGAAAAGAACAGCAAAAGCACCACUCCAGUCAGAGUAGUUGGUUGUAAUUCUCCCAAAUCUAAAAUCAUGACACUGUCUAAAAUCCUAUCUGGGAAAUCACCAAAAGUAGCAACACCUAAACAAGCAUCACUGCAGGAAAGAAUUGUCAAUUCCACACAGCAAUCUCUGUCAGCAGCAGAAUCUAAGAAGGCUACUCCAUCAAAGCAAACUCCUUUACAAGUCAAACGACUUGGCAGCUCAUCUAAGAAGAGUGGCUCUAAGGCUCCCCAGGUUGACAGUCCUCGUCUUCCAACCAGUACCACAUUAAAGAGUGGCAUCAGCAUUCUCCGAAGACGUUCUGCUCCAGUGCAGGAAGUUGAUGAGCAUGUGCUUUCUCCAAAACAACAGAAAAAGUCUCCCAAAUCCACACUAAAACGAGCAUCUCCAAAGAGUGUGAAGCGUUCCCCUAAACCUUUGGUUAUCAAGCUCUCUCCAAAAACCAUGCCCAAGGCAGUAAAGUCUCCAAAGGCUGUGAAGUCUCCAAAAGCCACGCCAAAGGCUGUGAAGUCUCUAAAAGCCUCGCCAAAGGCUGCCAAGUCUCUAAAAGCCUCGCCAAAGGCUGCCAAGUCUCCAAAAGCCUCGCCAAAGGCUGCCAAGUCUCCAAAAGCCUCGCCAAAGGCUGCCAAGUCUCCAAAAGCCUCGCCAAAGGCCGUGAAGUCUCCAAAAGCCUCGCCAAAGGCCGUGAAGUCUCCAAAAGCCUCGCCAAAGGCCGUGAAGUCUCCAAAAGCCACGCCAAAGGCCGUGAAGUAUCCGAAAGCCUUGCCAAAGGCCGUGGUGUCUCCGAAAGCCUUGCCAAAGGCCGUGGUGUCUCCGAAAGCCUCGCCAAAGGCCGUGAAGUCUCCGAAAGCCUCGCCAAAGGCUGUGAAGUCUCCGAAAGCCUCGCCAAAGGCAGUGAAAUCUCCGAUAGCCUCGUCAAAGGCUGUGGUGUCUCCAAAAGCCUCGCCAAAGGCUGUGAAGUCUCCGAAAGCCUCGCCAAAGGCUGUGAAGUCUCCGAAAGCCUCGCCAAAGGCAGUGAAGUCUCCGAUAGCCUCGUCAAAGGCUGUGGUGUCUCCGAAAGCCUUGCCAAAGGCUGUGAAGUCUCCGAAAGCCUCACCAAAGGCAGUGAAGUCUCCGAAAGCCUCGCCAAAGGCUGUGAAGUCUCCGAAAGCCUCGCCAAAGGCUGUGAAGUCUCCGAAAGCCUCACCAAAGGCCGUGAAGUCACCACAGAGUGCAGCAAAAAGAAAAACUCCUUCAUCAGGACAGAAAAGGAAGUCAGUUGGUAGUGUAGCAAUGAGUUCCAAACGCAAAAGAGUAUCAUUUGGUCCCCAGCUGAGUCCUGAGCAUUUUGACAAGCGACUACCUCCAAAUACACCGAUUCGCCGUGGAGCUUUGGCACCUUCCAGUAGACGUAAAUCCACUCCAUGUAAAUCUCCCAAAAUGGGCACACCAGUAAGGCGUGCCCGGUAUUCAAUUGCAGCUACCCCUGUAACUGCUACAAUUGCUGAAGAAUCUCCAAAAACUGGAUCAGUAAAACAGCAGUCUCCCAAGAAAAUAACACCUGUGAAAAAGGCAUCAAGCCCCAAAACAUCUCCCAAAGUCAAGUCUCCCAAGAUAUCUCCAAAUAAGAAAGCAGCGAGUCCAAAGCAGUUGCCUAAAGCAAAGUCACCAAAAGCAUCUAGUCCUAACAAUUUAACUCCAAAGCAGCUCAAAAAGCUGUCGCUUGUCAGUGAUGCUAGUUUCACUGGUGUGGCACAAUUGUUCAAGACUCCAUCACCAGCAAAAGGAAGAAGAGUCAGUGGUGGUAAAAUUGUAAAGCCAAAAAAGACUCCCACGCCCAAAAAAUCGCCAAAAUCAUCCCCUAAGAAGACUCCCACGCCGAAAGCAUCUCCUAAGGCUCUAUCAAAACCAGUAACUCCAAAAUCUGUGAAGAAAGCAGUCAGUCCAAAGGCAUCCCCAGCAGUUAGGACACAAAGUCCUGCAAAGACUAAGACACUGACCAAUUCACCUGCAAUAAAAACUCCAAUCAAGACUCUAAAAGGAACCCCUGCCAAAAAGGUUGCAUCAAAAAGAAAAUCAGGAAAUGUGCCUGCUGUUGCUGAUACCAGUUUUACCGGUGUGUCAGAUUUGUUCAAAACUCCAUCACCCGCAAAGGGGGGAAGAGUUAGUGGUGGUAAAGUCGUAAAGCCAACAACCAAGAAGUCUCCCAUACCCAAAGGAUCGCCAAAACCAGUUACACCAAAAUCUACAAAGAAAGCAGCCAGUCCAAAGGUAUCUACAGCAGUUAAGACACCAAGUCCUGUGGUGAAAAAGACCACCACCACACCCAAAAAAUCUCCAGUAAAAUCAGCUGCCAAGUCUUCAAAGGAGAUCACUCCAAAAAGAGUAUCUACACCAUUGAAGAAAACUCCCUCAAAGAAGUCUGCAAAGAAGACCCCCAGGUCCGCAAAGAAGACCCCCAGGUCCGCAAAGAAGACCCCCAGGUCUGCAAAGAAGACUCCUAUUACCACUCAAGCACCAAAGAACAGAUGGGCUGACAUUGUAAAAAAGGGUGUUGCCAAAAACAAAGUAGAUCUGCCUACAGUUGUACGCUCAUUUCCAUUGAAGCAUAGAGUUGUAGCUGUACACAGAUCUGUAGAAUUACUGAGACGACGAGCCACUCCUGCAAAGGCUAAGCUGCUGUCUGGUGUUAGAACUACUGGCCAUGCUGAUUCUCCGGCCACCAUUGUUAUUGGUAAAAGUAAAAGACGUGUUAACACCCCAAAACCAGUUAAGCGUCCUCGCAAAGGUAGAAAAGAAUCACUAAAAUUGUCGGGAGCUGCAGCUAAUGAAAGUUUUACUGGAAUGGUAGAGAUGUUCAGCACACCUUCACCAAAAGCAAUAAGAACUCCCAAAUCACUGAAGAAAACACCAAAGUAUAAUUUGAAUACGCCACCCAUGACUCCAGUUACUCCGUCAGAAUUGAUGACUCCAGAGGGACCAGGUGAGAUGACUGUGUCUCCAAUGUCCUCUCCUGGAUCUUCAAGUGAAAGCAGAACUCCUACAAGGUUGUUGACACCACUGAAGCCCACUAAAACACCAACUAAAAUGGCAACUACUGUGAAGUCUACACCGAAGAAGACUAUAUACAAAGACGUUGAUAGAAUGAUGUCACCAUUGAAACCUGCCCAAACUCCUACUAAAAUUGGCAAAACAGUAAAAGCAAAGCCAACUCCACGGAAGAGAUCUCUGGAGAGAAUGUCAUCACCAUUGAAACCUACCCAAACUCCUACUAAAGUUGGCAAAACAGUAAAAGCAAAGCCAACUCCACGGAAGAGAUCUCUGGAGAGAAUGUCAUCACCAUUGAAACCUACCCAAACUCCUACUAAAGUUGGCAAAACAGUAAAAGCAAAGCCAACUCCACGGAAGAGAUCUCUGGAGAGAAUGUCAUCACCAUUGAAACCUACCCAAACUCCUACUAAAGUUGGCAAAACAGUAAAAGCAAAGCCAACUCCACGGAAGAGAUCUCUGGAGAGAAUGUCAUCACCAUUGAAACCUACCCAGACUCCUACUAAAGUUGGCAAAACGGUGAAAUCAAAACCAACUCCAGGGAAGAAAUCUGUAGAUAAAAUGAUAUUGCCAUUGAAACUCACUAAGACUCCAACAAACGAAGCCCAGCCAGUAAAAGCAGUUCCAACCCCAAAGAGCGACAUUAAAGUUAGUCGAAAAAGCUUGGGUCUUGCUGGAUUAUCAAGAAUUUUGAAAUCUCCCAGACAAAAGACAAGGGCUGUAGAUGAUUUCAUUGGUGUUGCUAGAAUAAUGAAAUCUCCCAAACAGAAACAACCAUCAGAAGACCUCACGGGUGUAGCAGAUAUGUUUGCUACUCCUAAACAAGGAAAUAAACGCAAAAUGAUGGACUCUGUAUCAUCACCACCUGUAUCCAAAAAAGCCAAGGUUGCCGCAGUUACUCCAGCAACUGCACCCAAUGCUAAUUCACCUGUUCCUGCCAAGUUACUUGAAGCAAGUUCUCCAAAGACUCCGGCAACAAAACCUUCUAAGAAACCCCAAACACCAACACCUGUUAAGUUGGCCAAAUCUCCCAGAGGGACCAAUGUCGUACCAGCUGUGAGCCCAGUGAAGAAAACUGAAACACUAAAAGCAACACCAGCAAAGACUCGCAGAGGUAGACCAGCCAAACUUGGUACAGCAAAGGCAAGCCCAGUGAAGAAACCUGUUGCAGCAAAGGCAAGCCCUGUUGAGAAACCUGAAACGCCAAAGGCAAUACCAGCAAAAACUCGCAGGGGAAGACAAGCCAAACCUGUUAGCCCAAUGAAGAAACCUGUUACAGCAAAGGCAAGUCCUGUUAAGAAACCUGCAACACCAAAGGCAGUGCCAGCAAAAACACGCAGGGGAAGACAAGCCAAAACUGUUACACCAGAGCCAAGCCCUGUUAAGAAACCUGAAACGCCAAAGGCAGUGCCAGCAAAAACACGCAGGGGAAGACCAGCCAAACCGGUUACACCAAAGGCAAGCCCUGUUGAGAAACCUGAAACGCCAAAGGAAACGCCAAAGGCAACGCCAGCAAAAACUCGCAGGGGAAGACCAGCCAAACCGGUUACACCAAAGGCAAGCCCUGUUAAGAAACCUGAAACGUCAAAGGCAACGCCUGCAAAAACACGCAGGGGAAGACCUGCCAAACCGAUUACACCAAAGGCAAGCCCUGUUAAGAAACCUGAAACGCCAAAGGCAACGCCAGCAAAAACACGCAGGGGAAGACCAGCCAAACCGAUUACACCAAAGGCAAGCCCUGUUAAGAAACCUGAAACGCCAAAGGCAACGCCAGCAAAAACUCGCAGGGGAAGACCAGCCAAACCGGUUACACCAAAGGCAAGCCCUGUUAAGAAACCUGAAAUGCCAAAGGCAACGCCAGCAAAAACACGCAGGGGAAGACCAGCCAAACCGAUUACACCAAAGGCAAGCCCUGUUAAGAAACCUGAGACGCCAAAGGAAACGCCAGCAAAAACUCGCAGGGGAAGACAAGCCAAACCGGUUACACCAAAUGCAAGCCCUGUUAAGAAACCUGAAACGGCAAAGGCAACGCCUGCAAAACUCGCAGGGGAAGACAAGCCAACCGAUUACACCAAAGGCAAGCCCUGUUAAGAAACCAGCAACACCAAAGGCAACACCAGCAAAAACUCGCAGGGGAAGACGAGCCAAACCUGUUAGCCCAGUGAAGAAACCUGUUACAGCAAAGGCAAGCCCUGUUAAGAAACUUGCAACACCAAAGGCAACACCAGCAAAAACUCGCAGGGGAAGACAAGCCAAACUUGUAAGCCCUGUGAAGAAACCUGAAACACCAAUAGCAGCCUCAGCAAAAUCUCGCAGAGGAAUCAAAGCUGAACCUACAAAAUCUCCACUUAGCCUCAAGACUGAAACAAAAACUGAUACUAAACGUGCAACUAAAAGAAAUGCUUCAGUUGAUAUUGCUGUACAGCCCAAUAAGACUGCCAAGAAAAAUGAGGUGAAAAAAAGCGUUAGAAAUGCUAAAAGGAGUGCACCUGACAAAGACAUUUCAUCACCUUCUCCAAAGAAAGCUCGCUCAAUUCGGUCCAAGGCAGUCGCAAAAUCUCCAGUUAAGAAACAAUCCACAAAGGUGAAACCUACUCCAAAAAAAGUAGCCAAGUCACCUGCACCGAAAAGGUCGCUUAGGGCACGAAGAAAGUAAACUAUUUUUAAAAAAAUUAUUUAAACCUAUAAAUAAGAGAACUGUAUUCUUUUAAUUUUGACUGCAGUGACUAUUUUAAUUUUUUUUUAAUCUUUUGCCAAGAAAUUUUUUUAUAAACUGAUUGAGUGUCCAUUUCUUGCAGAGGACUUUGUAUUGUUUUACAACUAAUAUUGUCAAGAUGUAUCUUUUUCAGUUGUUUCAUUCAUAUACUCAUUUAUAUAUACACAUCUUAUUCAUUAUAUCCUGUCUUCUUUGAAUCAUAUCAUUCGUUUUAUAAUACUGCCUGUAGAAUGUAUAACCACAUUUCCUAAUAUAGGAAUUUUAAUGUUUUUUUAAUUACUGCCACAUUUAAUUUUUAUUAUUAUUUUUAAUGAGAAUUUCCAAGCAUGCGAGCAAUGGCUCAGGCCAUUCUAUGUUUACUAAGUAAAAAACUAAUUCAUUUUCCUGAACAGUAGUUUAGCGUAACAAUUGUUCCAGUGUCUGUUCAAUUUGACUAGCAAAUGACUGAGAAAAUGGUGCCGCCUUGAAUCUAAUCAUGUCAAUUUCCAGAAAGGGUUGUUUCAUCAAUACAAUUAAUAAAUAAAAACAAAACACAUUUAAUCUGUUUUGUUUUUCACUGAGAGACUUCUAUGAACUGAGUUUAAAAUCAGCUUAUUGUGUAUGUCUUGAGUGUUACAAUUAUUGUAGAGUUUUUAGACAAUUUACAAGUGUAUUGUAUCUUGUAAACAAUUUUGUAGGAACAAGUCUUGUGAUUUUAGCUGAAUAUUGUAAUGAUACUUUUACUCUUUGUACAUGUCUUUGUUGUAGCUUUUACUUCCUGCAAAUGAUUGUAUUGAUUGGUUUUUAGAAAACCUAACAUUUAUUAAUAGAUUAUUGUCCUAGGCAGGAAAGGUGUUGAAAAUACAUAACUAUUACAA
Molecule: messenger RNA, 7365 nt
Organism: Saccoglossus kowalevskii
Lineage: Eukaryota; Metazoa; Hemichordata; Enteropneusta; Harrimaniidae
Biological process (GO): regulation of mitotic nuclear division; regulation of chromosome segregation
Cellular component (GO): chromosome; nucleus
Molecular function (GO): protein binding
Source: RefSeq, a predicted model, not a curated record